AACAACACCCUGGCCAAUCACGCACCACGUACUUCAGAACAUUUAGCGUCAUCGUUCCCCUGGCAACUUCUCCAACAAAGUCGAAUGGCAAAAAAGUACAAUGGAAAAAAGUUUAAUGACUUUGAUGCUAAUUAAUAUGGGCAAUCGCAACACAGAAUAACUAGUUGGAUACUUGCGCAUGCUUAUUGUAAUAGAGAGCUAGCCCGAAAAUGGUUAAGCAUACUAUACAAAUCUUUGCCCGCGUCAGACCGACAAAGAAAACCACCUCGGUGUACGCGGUAGACGAUGAGGAAGAGAAGGUGGGGUCCAGCCUGGAGUUUGUGGUGCCCCGGGACCUGGCCGAUGGUUUCAUCAACAACAAGAAGGAGAGCUACAGAUUCAGGUUUCAGAAGGUGUUUGAUCAGGAGGCCAAGCAGGAAGAGAUCUUCGAGCACAUCGCCAAGCCGGUGGCUGACAAUGUUCUGGGAGGGUACAAUGGAACCAUCUUUGCGUACGGGCAGACCGGCAGCGGAAAGACCUUCACCAUCACAGGAGGCGCGGAACGCUACAGCGACCGAGGCAUCAUUCCGCGCACGCUAUCCUACCUGUACCAGUACUUCAGCCAGGACCACAGUAAGGUGUACAGCGCCCACAUUUCCUACCUGGAGAUCUACAACGAGGUCGGCUAUGAUCUACUGGAUCCCCGUCAUGAGGCGUCCCGAUUGGAGGAUCUACCGAAAGUGUCCAUCAUGGAGGACGAAGAUCAGAAUAUCCACCUGAAGAACCUGUCAAUCCAGCAGUCGGCCAAUGAGGAGGAGGCCCUCAACCUGCUCUUCCUGGGGGACACCAAUCGCAUGAUCGCCGAGACCCCUAUGAACCAGGCCUCCACGCGCUCCCACUGCAUCUUCACGGUGCACGUGUGCAGCAGGGAGCCCGGCUCCUCCAUGCUGCGCCGCUCCAAGCUGCACCUGGUGGACCUGGCCGGGUCCGAGCGCGUGGGCAAGACCGGCGUGGGCGGCCUGCAGCUCACCGAGGCCAAGUACAUCAACCUAUCGCUGCACUACCUGGAGCAGGUGAUCAUCGCUCUGUCGGAGAAGAAUCGCUCCCACAUCCCCUACCGAAACUCCAUGAUGACCUCCGUCCUCCGGGACAGCCUGGGGGGGAACUGCAUGACCACCAUGAUCGCCACCGUGUCCGUGGACAAGAGGAACGUCGACGAGUCCAUCUCUACCUGCCGAUUCGCCCAGAGGGUGGCGCUCAUCAAGAACGAGGCUCGGCUGAACGAGGAGCUGGACCCGGCUUUGGUGAUCAUCCGUCUGAAGAAGGAGAUCCAGUCCCUGAAGGAGGAGCUGGUCUUAGCGACGGGGGAGCAGAGAGAAGAUGAGCUGACUGAGGAGGAAAUGCAGAAAUUGGGGGAGCAGCUGAAGAAGUUUCUGGAAGAUCCUGACCCUGAUUUCACUCUGGACCUGGGGCCGGAUAUGCGGAAGAUCCAGCACUGCUUCACUCUGCUCAAAGUGAUGGUGAGGGAGAAGUUUUCAGGCGUGGCUCCGGCAGGUGAUUCGGUCCAGUCCCCUGAGCUCCCCAGCCAGCCAGGGAGCCCCCACCUGGAGGAGGUGACACCUGAGGAGGUGAAGAAGCUGAGGGAGAUGCUUCAGCAACGCGACAACGAGAUCAGUGUGCUGGUGAACAUGCUGAAGAAGGAGAAGAAGAAGGUGCUGGACGCCACCACGCAGCUGACCAACGUCAUGAGUGGCCACCCCCCGCUAUCCCAGAGUUCCCUGCAGCUGUCCGAGGCCACGCCUUCUGAGUCCACCGUGAUCCAGGACAGAGUGCCCAGCCCCGGCUCCUCAUACUCUGUACACAGGAGGAGAGGCCCCGAGCUCUCAGCGGGACGCCAGGAGGCGUUUGACAUUUUUAGGAAGGAGCACGAGGACUGCCUGGUCGUCGAGGACAACAAGGUGCUGCUCAAACAGAGGUAUGCUGAAGCGAAGGCGCUCGGGGAGCAGGUGAACGAGGCCAGAGGCCGAGUCAAUGAGCUGAAGAGGCAGUUGGAGCAGAGGAGGAUGCAGACUGCGGCUCAGGGGGUGACUGAGGGCACUACAGAGCCAGUGGAGCCGGACCCUGUGGAGGAGAGACUGUGUGAGCAGAUCGAGCGGGAGAAGAUAAGUUAUAAGAGCACCUUCGGCCGCCUGAAGGCCCUGAAGACGGAGAUAGAGCACUUGCAGCUGCUGCUGGAGAGGGCAAAGGUCAAAGUGCAGAGGGACUUCCAGGAGUGGUGGGCCAAUGAGUCGGCCAGGCUGCAGGAAGAGAGGUCAGAGGUCACAGCUGCAGGUCAGAGUUCAGCAUGGACCAAUCAGGAGCAAAGGCCAGAGGUCACAGCUGCAGGUCAGAGUUCAGCAUGGACCAGUCAGCAGCCAGAACCGUCAGUGACCGCAGUCACACACACCAGGGGAGCCCCACUGAACCGCCGCACGGGGACUGGAGGGUCGCCGACCAAAGAGCCGGCGCCCAGAAACCGGCCGGGCAGCCGGGACCGCGCCCCGCCAGACAGCCACAGAUCCCUGGUCCCCGCUGGUACUCCCUCCUCCAUCCCCCUCACUGGAGACCUGCAGACUGAUGCAGACAUACUGGCCUUCGUUAGAGCCCGACACAGCCUGCUCAGCCGAACAGGAGCUGCACAGCACUGAACUCUGAGGGCCAACUGCCAGAAUGCCCAGAGGCUCCGCCCACUUUUCAGCUACAUCACAAGUGUGAACCUGCCCCUGUGGGGACAUCCCAGAAGUGAAGUGGGAGAAGUGCCCCUACCUGGGGCAGCAUUAGGGAGGGGGUAAAUCAGGUGGCGUGUGCCUUGUUGGAGGGGGGCCAGGGGGAGAGCAGAGGAUAACUCAUCCUGUUCUGUGAGAGAUUCGGCCUCUUUUUUUGAGUGACGGCUGUCGACCAAGCUAAUGCCUGCCGGUGACUGUGACAUCACACAUCAAUCAAACCCGGCCCGUCGCUACGGAAACACAGCAACAGCCUGAGCAGGCUGCAGUAUGUCAGCUCCAAACAAACGCCAACACAAAGGCCCCAGUAAGACUGGACCGCCACUGCACCAAGCACUGAUGAUCAACGCCAAGAAGCAGCCUAAUAACAAAUGUUUCUCUUUAAGCCCUUUACAGACACAGACUUAUAGUCUUGCUGCAGAUGUAUGUGAAAGUGUUAAAAAAAUACCUUUCAGACAUUUCAUUGCCAAAAUGUGUGUAUUUUGUGAUUCACUGUAAAAUAUUUAGUCCUAUGCAGGUGCAAAAACAUCUACACGUCAACAGAAAAUGUCUUUCAGUGCUGUUGUAUCAGAUGUGAAUGAUUGUGUGAGAUUUGUGACAAUCAAACCCACUCGGAAACAUUCAAACUCAAAAACAGUAAAUUCAGAAUUUAA
Molecule: messenger RNA, 3394 nt
Organism: Anguilla rostrata (American eel)
Lineage: Eukaryota; Metazoa; Chordata; Actinopteri; Anguilliformes; Anguillidae
Gene: kif6
Product: kinesin family member 6
Exons: 23
Coding region: 210-2666 (818 amino acids)
Biological process (GO): microtubule-based movement
Cellular component (GO): microtubule; kinesin complex
Molecular function (GO): microtubule motor activity; microtubule binding; ATP binding
Source: RefSeq, a predicted model, not a curated record